GGGAAUUGUAGUCUCCGUGAGCCGCUUGGUGUGUGUGGCGUGGGUCUGCAGCUUCUGAGGAGAUGAAUGGGAAACGGCCCCUUGACCCUAACCCGGACCAGAUGGGGAAAAAGAGAAAGAAGGAGGUGAUGGUGGAGUUUUCGGACGCGGUCACGGAGGAAGUCUUGAAGAAGCAGGUGGCUGAGGCCUGGAGCUGCAGGACGCCGUUCAGUCACGAAGCCAUUAUCAUGGACAUGGACCCCUUUCUUCAUUGCGUGAUCCCAAACUUCAUCCCAAGUCAAAACUUCUUGGAAGGGCUUCAGAAGGAGCUUUUGAGCUUGGACUUCCAUGAAAAGUAUAAUGAUUUAUAUAAGUUCCAGCAGUCUGACGAUUUGAAGAAGAGAAGAGAGCCUCACAUCUGUGCUUUAAGGAAAAUUCUCUUUGAAGAUUUCCGGGCUUGGCUUUCCGACAUUUCCAAGAUUGACCUGGAAUCAACUAUUGACAUGUCCUGUGCUAAAUAUGAAUUCUCAGAUGCCCUGCUCUGCCACGAUGAUGAGCUGGAGGGGCGCCGGAUCGCCUUCAUUCUUUACCUGGUUCCUCCCUGGGACAGGAGCUUGGGGGGUACCCUGGAUCUGUACAACGUUGAUGAACACUUCCAGCCGAAGCAGAUUGUCAAGUCCCUUAUCCCUUCGUGGAACACACUGGUUUUCUUUGAAGUGUCUCCAGUGUCCUUUCACCAGGUGUCUGAAGUCCUGUCUGAAGAAAAGUCACGUCUGUCUAUAAGCGGCUGGUUUCAUGGUCCUUCCCUGACCAGGCCUCCCACCUACUUUGAACCUCCCAUAGCUCGGAGCCCUCAUAUCCCACGAGAUCAUGAAAUUUUGUAUGAGUGGAUCAACCCUACUUAUCUGGACAUGGAUUACCAAAUUCAAAUUCAAGAAGAGUUUGAACAACAGUCUGAAAUUCUCCUAAAGGAGUUCCUUAAGCCCGAGAAAUUUGCAGCGGUCUGUGAGGCUUUGGAGAAAGGAGGUGUGAAAUGGAACAGCCGAGGGCCCCCUAACAAAAGGUUUUAUGAGAAAGCCGAGGAGAGCACGCUUCCCGACAUUCUCCAGGACUGCAUGACAUUAUUUCGCUCCGAGGCAUUGUUCUUGCUGCUGUCCAACUUCACCGGCCUGAAACUUCAUUUCUUGGCCCCUUCCGAAGAAGAGGAGACAGAGGGCACAAAAGAGGGAGAAGCAGCCACUGCUCCUGAGAGCACUGAAGAAGGGACGAGCUAUAGCUCCUCAGAGCCAGAGAAUAAUCUGGCAGCUGCCAGCAACAACAGCCAGCAGAGCAAUGAACAGGCAGACCCAGAGCCCAAGGAAAACGAAGCCAAGGAAGAAUCAAGUGUUCCCACGUGCCAGGGGGAACUGAGGCGUUGGCAGACUGGUCACUACACUUUAAUCCAUGACAACAGCAAGACUGAAUUUGCCCUGGACUUACUUCUUUACUGUGGCUGUGAAGGCUGGGAGCCUGAAUAUGGUGGCUUUACUUCCUAUAUUGCCAAAGGGGAAGAUGAAGAGCUGCUAACAGUGAAUCCAGAAAACAAUUCUUUGGCAUUGGUCUACAGAGAUAGAGAGACUCUUAAAUUUGUCAAGCAUAUUAACCACCGAAGCCUAGAACAAAAGAAAACCUUCCCAAACAGAACAGGUUUCUGGGACUUCUCAUUCGUCUACUAUGAAUGACAGGGCUGGGCGAAGCUGAGAAGAGAGACCCUUCAUCGGCACUGGAAAGGCUGCAAGAGCUGGCAUCCAGCAAAGGAGAGCUACAAGGUAACCUGUCUUGACACUUCUUAAAACCACGUGGUUGGCCUUCAAUAGGACUCACAGUGAUUGUCCUCAGUCUAGACCUUGAGCUUGGGGAGUUUUUAAAUGUGGGGUUUUUUUGUGGUAAAAUAUGUGACAUAAAAUUUACCAUUUUAACCAAAUUUCA
This is a messenger RNA of Myotis brandtii (Brandt's bat), 1947 nucleotides long. It is a transcript of the gene OGFOD1, whose product is annotated as 2-oxoglutarate and iron-dependent oxygenase domain containing 1. Bases 63 to 1700 code for a protein of 545 amino acids. Gene Ontology annotation, cellular component: cytoplasm. Gene Ontology annotation, molecular function: iron ion binding; peptidyl-proline dioxygenase activity; L-ascorbic acid binding. Gene Ontology annotation, biological process: regulation of translational termination; peptidyl-proline hydroxylation. NCBI's taxonomy places the organism in Eukaryota, Metazoa, Chordata, Mammalia, Chiroptera, Vespertilionidae. The record is from RefSeq and is a predicted model, not a curated record. The transcript has 13 exons.